AUGGCCGAGGAGCUAGGUUACGACGUGCACCCGGGAACCAACUCCGUGGAACUCGCGGACGGGGAACCAUCCAAGAUCGGCGGCACCAUGACCCUACCUGUAAGGAUCGGGAAGGACCAGCUCUCCCAUGACUUUCUGGUCAUGCCCUCGGCCAGGAGCGCGAUGCUGGUUGGCGUUGACCUGUGGGCCAGGACACGAAUCCAAUUGUCACCGCCACCCCGGAACCUGGCAAGUCGACAAAAUCCAACCUGCGGAGCUACGACCCAGGAGCUGGCCACACGCACGCCCAAGGAAAAGCAACGACUCCAAGCGUUCCUCGACCACGAACUCACCCUAUUCCAGGGGGUCACGGGCCCGACCGACCGAAUGACCCACCACCUGCGGGUCACGACCAGCCGACCGAUCAAACAACGAUACCGACCUCGAAACCCGGCCAUGCAGGCCAUCAUUAACAAAGAGGUCGACAAAAUGGAACGGGAGGGGGUAAUCGAACCCUCUCACUGGGCAUGGAGCUCCCCCGUGGUACUGAUACGGAAAAAGGAUGGGUCGUAUCGGUUCUACAUCGACUUCCGCCGAGUGAACGAGGUAACGGAGAAAGAUGCGUACCCACUGCCCCAAGUGGCAGCCACGCUGGACAAGCUACGAGGGGCCCGCUACCUAUCCACCCUGGAUCUUCGAAAUGGAUACUGGCAAGUGCCCUUGUCGCCCGAGAGCCGCCCGGUCACUGUCCCCGGUAAGGGGCUCAUGCAGUUCCGGGUAAUGCCGUUCGACCUCCACUCCGCCCCGGCUACGUUUCAAAGUGGACGAGGUCCUGGGACCCGAAUUAGAGCCCCACGUCCUGGUCUACCUAGACGAUAUUGUCAUCAUCAGCCGAACCUUCGACGAGCACCUCCGGUUAUUGGCCGAGGUCUUCCACCGCCUCCGGGAAGCCAAACUCCGCCUGAACCCCGACAAGUGCCAUUUUUGCCGAGAUCAAUUGCGGUACCUGGGCCACCUCGUGGAUCAAAACGGCAUACGAACAGACGCGGACAAAGUCAGCGCCGUGGCAGGGUGCCCGGCCCCGACGACGCACCGCUCACCCGCUUGACACGCAAAGGGGCUAAGUGGAGUUGGGGCCCCGACGAGGAGGGCGCCUUCCGCCAACUAAAAACUGCACUGACCUCCGCCCCGGUCUUAGCCUGCCCGGACUUCAGCCGCCGAUUCAUCCUGCAGACCGACGCCAGUGCAGUCGGGCUAGGCGCAGUAUUGACGCAGCACCAGGAGGACGGCGAGCGAGUAAUCACCUACGCCAGCCGUACCCUUAACGGCGCCGAAAAAAAUUAUAGCGCCACCGAGUUGGAGUGCCUCGCGGUCGUCUGGGGCAUCCGGAAGAUGCGAGGGUACCUGGAGGGAUAUGCUUUCACCGUCGUGACCGACCACCAAUCCUUGCGAUGGCUACAGCGGCUAGAAGAACCGAACGGCCGGCUGAGCCGCUGGAUGUUCGAACUCCAGCAGUUCGGCUUUGACGUCCGCUACCGGAAGGGGAGUGCGAACAAGGUCGCGGACGCUCUCUCCCGCCAGCCCGAGGUUCGCAAAAACAAUCGCCCGCAUGGCCCGGUUAUUCUGCUGGCCCGGGAUGUUCCAAGACAUCACCCGGUAUGUACGGUAGUGCCCGACCUGUCUCGCGCACAAAGCCUCGCCGAUGAAGCCGGCCGGGAAGCUCCAUACGGCCCCAGUCACCGCACCCUGGCGACAAGUCACGCUCGACCUCGUGGGCCCCCUGCCGCGGUCCCUGCAGGGCCACGCGUGGCUGCUGGUCAUGCAGGAUCGAUUCACCAAAUGGGUCGAAUUGAAGCCACUACGCCGGGCCACCGCUCCCGUCGUCACCAAGGCCCUCGUAGAUCGGAUCAUCUACCAACACGGCUGUCCGGACCAGAUCAUCUCCGACAACGGCACCCAGCUAAGAUCCGACCAGUUGGAGGGGGUGCUCCGAGCCUUCCGGAUAGAGCACCGAACCACGCCGGUGAGAGCACCCCACUGCAACCCAGUGGAACGCACCGGACGCUGAAGACGAUGAUCGCCCAAUACGUGGGCAAGAACCACCGACGAUGGGACGAGCAGAUCGCCCCAUUGCAGUUCGCAUACAACGCGGCCCGGCAUGAGGCCACCGGAUAUACCCCGGCCUAUCUGAACUGCGGGAGGGAACUCGCACUUCCGCAUCCGGAGGACCGAAGGCACACGGCGAACGAGGCCCCGCACCAUACGAGACGCCGGCUGGAGGAGGCCUACGAGGUGGAGCGCAUAAACCUAGCCCGAGUGUUCCAGCGCCAAGAAGCACAGUAUAAUCUCCGCCGCCGAGCGUGGCGACCCAGCAUCGGCGACCUCGUGUGGAAGCGAGAAUACCCACUCUCCAAGAAGGCGACCGGCUUCAAUGCCAAGCUCGCCCCGAAAUAUACCGGCCCGUGGGAAGUGCGGAAAAUCCGGUCACCCGUUAUCGUGGAUCUACGCGACACCCGUGGGAAAUGGCAGCGACACAUCCACGUGCAGGAUCUCAAAAACACGCCCCGCGAAUCCCCCCGCCAGACACCGACCGAGGACGACGCGGAACCCGAGGCGUAA
This is a messenger RNA of Vollenhovia emeryi, 2598 nucleotides long. RefSeq lists its product as uncharacterized. NCBI's taxonomy places the organism in Eukaryota, Metazoa, Arthropoda, Insecta, Hymenoptera, Formicidae. Gene Ontology annotation, molecular function: nucleic acid binding. The transcript has 3 exons. The record is from RefSeq and is a predicted model, not a curated record. The coding region runs from base 1 to 2598 and encodes 865 amino acids.